Messenger RNA from Portunus trituberculatus (swimming crab), 4982 nucleotides. RefSeq names its product probable dimethyladenosine transferase. Gene Ontology annotation, biological process: rRNA methylation. Bases 1004 to 2125 code for a protein of 373 amino acids. The transcript is spliced from 6 exons. Gene Ontology annotation, molecular function: rRNA (adenine-N6,N6-)-dimethyltransferase activity. NCBI's taxonomy places the organism in Eukaryota, Metazoa, Arthropoda, Malacostraca, Decapoda, Portunidae. The record is from RefSeq and is a predicted model, not a curated record. Gene Ontology annotation, cellular component: mitochondrial matrix.
AAGAAAAGCCAGUCCCGAGAGACUAAGAAACAAUUGUCAAAAAUUAGAGGAUAAUGAUCUGAAAUUUUUUUCUUAAAAGAGUUGAGGUCGUAAGGAGGAAAUACAGAUGUAGGCAGGAAGUUCUAGAGUUUAGUGUGUCAGUACUGUAGUGUCAAGCAACAUUAUUUAUAUUGAAAUAUUUUGAAUGGCAUUUGUUCUCCUUAGACUAAUGAUAUUGGUAUUGCUUACAUUUUUGUUCUUAGUUCCAGUUUGUAUAAUGUUCAGCAUAGCAUUGCAGAUGUUAUUAGAAACCAUAGUAUGAUGAAUAAAAGGUAAAACAUUUUAUUGAAGAAUUCAUGAUUCAAGGAAAACUAGGUUAAGAUUGAGAUAAUUUGUUUGUCCAGGUGGUCAGGUUGUGUAAACAGGUGUAGGAAUGUUUGAAGUGAGCAGUGCUCGAAGGUACACUUAAAACAGGUUGUUGAAAAGGUUUUGAAUUAUUGAUGUGAUUGGAAUACACAUGAAAAAGGAAGCCUUAGUUUACCUAUUGCAUAUUUUUUCACCAUUUGUAUGAAAUUUCACCUAAAUUGUUAGGAUACAGAAAAUAUUAAGAAAUACAUCUAGGUUAUGGUGUAUAUGUAUGCAAUUUUAGUUGUGUUGCAUUUCAGGCAUGUAAAUCACUUGUUAGAUGAAAUUUAUAAUACAGAAAUUAAAAUGCAUGUUGUCCAUUCCAAAGAGAUAGAUUUGAAAAUUUUUAAAAUUUAUCAUAAAUCCUUGAUUCUUAAGACUACUAUGACAAAACUGAAGAAGGCACUAAAAAUAAUUUUUGAAGACCAGUCAUGUUACAGCAUGUCAGGUUUAAAUGCCACUUACAUCACUAUAUCCAGGCUGUGAUUCCCAGCCUUAUCAAGACAGAGAUUAUGUAUAAGUGGCACGAGCAUGAUAAGGCCACCCACUAUCUGAGGCCUUGAGACUAUUUAAUUAUUUGCUGAGUGGUGGGUGUGUUUCACCAGGGAGAGGGAGGGGGAUGCAUUGUCUGGGAAGGGAGAUGCCAUCAGAUCGGGAAGGGGAGCCACUCCUGGAUCAGUUGUAUCAGUGUAUUGUAGUUGGCAGCAUCAGGUGGUGUCAAAAGCAGAAACUUGAAGGAGAAACUAGUUCAACUUUCAUCUUAAUAAUGCCGAAAGCACCAGUACAGAAAAAGUGCCGUGUGCACCGAGAGGUGAGCCGGGUGAGCACCAAGGCUGGGGUGAAGGGAGCCAAGCCAGCUGGGGCAACGUUGGCACAGGGCCUUGUCUUUAAUACGGACCUUGGCCAGCAUAUCCUCAAGAAUCCCCUUGUCAUCACUGCAAUGCUGGAAAAGGCUGGACUCAAAUCAACAGACACAGUGCUUGAGGUUGGUCCUGGUACUGGCAACAUGACAACCAAACUCCUGGAGAGAGUGAAGCGAGUAGUGGCGUGUGAAAUUGAUUCUCGGAUGGUGGCAGAGCUGCACAAGAGAUUUUUAUCCACAGCACUGCACUCCAAGCUGGACAUUAGGAUAGGAGAUGUAUUGAAAGCAGAACUGCCUGCCUUUGAUGUCUGUGUGGCUAAUCUUCCUUACCAGAUUUCUUCUCCCUUUGUAUUCAAACUGCUGCUGCAUCGGCCGCUGUUUCGUUGUGCUGUGCUUAUGUUCCAGAAAGAGUUUGCUGAGCGACUGGUGGCCAAACCAGGGGACAAGCUUUACUGUCGGCUGACAGCCAACACACAAUUACUGGCCAAAGUGGACCAUCUCAUGAAAGUUGGCAAAAAUAACUUUCGGCCUCCACCAAAGGUGGAGUCCUCAGUGGUCAGAAUUGAGCCCAAGAACCCAGUACCAGACAUCAACUUCUCAGAAUGGGAUGGACUUCUGCGAAUAAUUUUUGUAAGGAAAAACAAAACCCUGUCGGCAGGUUUCAAGCAAACUUCUGUGUUGCAGACUUUAGAAAAGAACUACAAAACUUGGUGCUCAAUACAAGAAAAGAAGAUCCCAGAAGAUUUUAGCAUAAAGGAGAAAAUAGAGGAUAUCUUAGUGAAUGGAAAGUUUGACAAGAAGCGAGCUAGACAGAUGGACCAGGACGACAUUUUAGCUUUAUUACAUGCAUUCAAUAAAGAAGGAAUUCACUUUGUUUAGGAUGUUAUUUUUUCUUAGAUCUAUUUGUAUUUAGAAUUGUUAUCCAUGCUUUUAUCUUGUAUUUAUUUAUUUAUAUGUAUUGUAACUUUGUUCUGCGAUUGCUCAGGUGUGAGAGUGUAUGAUGUGAACUUCAAACUCUGCUGUGGUGUGCAGGGAGGUCAGUGAUGCAUUCUGAUAAGAUUUAGUGCCUUAGUUUCUUUCAAUCUUCCAUCUUUAUUCAGUAUUGGGAGGGAUGUUUGGAGGUGAUCAUUGCUUAGACUGUGAUGGGACUUUGACUUUCCCUUCACCUUUCCUCCUUUGCUGUGUCCAGACAUGAUGGCUAAGAACAAGUGUUUAGUUGUGACAUUUUACAUAUCUAGUGUUGGAAAUCCCUGCUUUUCCCAGUAUAAAGUGAUGUGUGAUGACUUAACUGAAGGCAGAAGUGGACCAAGCUUUCAUCCUGAACAUGGUCAAUGCUCUCUCAUUUUGAAUUAGAAAGUGCAUACAGGAAAAAUCCACCCAACAGACCAGACUGUAGAUGAAACUGCAAACAUGAUAUGAGUCUCUCUCUCUCUCUCUCUCUCUCUCUCUCUCUCUCUCUCUCUCUCUCUCUCUCUCUCUCUCUCUCUCUCUCUCUCUCUCUCUCUCUCUCUCUCUCUCUCUCUCUCUCUCUCUCUUUGAAUUCAGUAUUUAUACAAAUGUGCACAUUACUGAGUGCAUACAUGAAAUUACCUAAAAGACUUUCAAUGGGAAAAAAAUGAAAGACAAUCUGAUCUGUUAAGGUUAUAUUUCAGUACGGUGAUUAGAGCAAAGAGUAAAUUUUGUCUUGUUUGUUGUCCAUUGUUGCCAAAUUGUAUGUACACUUGAUAGGAGAGAAAACUAUCUUUACUUUUCCAUUGAAUAAGUCCAAGAAUCUGUUUGUUUCUUCACCAAGCAAUUAUCACAGUACUUCACUGGAGGAAUCACUUUUUUGUACUUCCUUUGUUUACAGAAUUUCUAUAUUAACACAUAAAUCUAACAAAAUAUAAUUUAAGGUAUACACUGGUGUGAUUUAUAUAUGAUCAACAUUAGCAGUAAAAGAAAAGUCCAGUGUAUUCUGAAAAUGGAGUAAAGAUACAUUUCCAUUCUCUAGUCGAGUGUACGUACACUACUACUUGUUGAAUUAGGUUUAGGAUCCUGGUGCUAGUCACAGUGUAAACUGCUAUGCCUGUUUGCUUGCUGCCUGUCAUCAAAUUAUAUUUUUUAAGAAAAUAAAUUGGUUGAUACUGUCUUACUAUUUUUUGUAAACUUAGAAUUUCAAACUUGUAUUUAUUUGUUAUUAGAAAAUAGAAAAUAAUGAUUAUACUCAGAAGGACAUGGUAGAAAUACCUUCACUUAUUUUAUAUUAUCUAAUGGAUUAAUUACAUAGGUGGUUUACUGAAUAUGUUAAUGAAAAAUACUGGAGGUCCAUCAUACUUGUCACAAAGACAGCACCCUUAUGAAGUGAGCUUUCAUUGUAGCUUUGUUUGCUUUGUUAAGAAGAGAAUUCACUUUUAUUGUGCUUGCACAUGAUCUCACAGUCAUAGGUUGAAGAUACGUACUUUCUUUGUGGCUUUGUACACACCUGGUGCAACAUUCAGGGUGAUUUGAUGGCAGGUAGCAAUUGCUAAGGUGAUGGAUUGUGGUGAGAGGUGGCAGCUGUUGUUGCACUUACUUGGGCUGUACAGGUGGAUAAAAGUAAGAAGGAAAUGUGAAUUCCUUCAGAGUUGUGGUAGUUUAUAUUUUGUGGUUUUGUAUUUAGAUGUAGUGUCAUCAGAUCUUUUAACAUCAUUUUAUAGAUGUUUUACCAGGAUAUGAGUGUGAAUAGUGUUAAAGCUUCCCAUCAUCACUCAGACAUCCAUAAUUCUAUCUCCACUCCUUCCUCUUGCAGUGGAGAGACUAAAGCCUGUCAUUUCUGACCACUGAACAUUUAAAUUAUCUGAUUUUGAGUACGUUCCUAGAAUUUCUUUUUACACGGCACAUUACUGUAUAUGUGCCAUACUCAACAUGUGUAAGCUGUGACUGAAAGGUUCAUGUUCUUAUAUGUUUCUAUGUCUUUUUAUGACAUUUUUUAACAGCCUCUAAUGGAAAUUAUUUGGGUGUGAAAGAGUAUUUUCUUGAAUCAUAGUGAUAUUUCAACAAGGAUUCUGCAUCAUCAAUGGGAAAAAUAUUAUUUUAUGGCCUUUGAAAAUAACCAGCUUAGUAUCUUGGUCUUAUAGACUUCAAGAUGUCUGAUCCUGUAUGAAUUAAUAUUGGUAUACAAGACUUAUUGUACAUUGAGGUGUAUUUUGUAAUGAUUUUAUGUGUGCACAUUACCUAGAAUGUGCAUCGUCUUUGUUCACCAUUGCAAGUACUUUGUGUUGAUAAUCACUUAACAGGUACCAUCAUGUUUUAUCUAAAAAAGGUUUAAUUUUUUGCAGUCAUCCUUAAUUAAGUGUAGAAUUGACAAAUUGUUCAAUAAUUCCUCAAGGCUGUUCACAUGAUCAUUAUGAUUAUAGAGUAACGUCUUAGUCUCUCAGUAUGAAGAAUGAACAUUAAUAAUAGAUGAUUGAUUUUAUGGAGACUGCAUAAUUUAGUUAUUGCAGAACUUGGAUAUCUGGAUAAAACACGGAACUAUUCUUAGGAAUUACAUUUAACUAAAAUUUUAAGAGCUCGUUUGGGAGUGGCUUGGGUCAUCAACAGGCUUUCAGCGCCCUUUUAUGUGGCCAAGUUUGCACAGUAUAUCCUUGUAUAUGAAAACUUUUUUUCUUUUUUUUUAUGUAAUCUUGUAUAAACAUUAAAUUCUUAUAAUUUAAUUAAUAUAUUAAUGAAUUUUCAGAAUCUCAUUAAUAUCACUAAGAAAUAAAAAUGGUCUUGGAAA